UGGGUGGAAAGAUGAAGAUGAACUCCGGCGGCGGACAGAGCUCGAAACCGGAUCGGAAAACCAUCGAGAGGAGGCGCAGAAAUGACAUGAAAACUUUGUGUUUUAAGCUCACCUCUCUUAUUCCUCAUCACAUCUUCAAACCCUCCAAGGAAACUGUAUCACAGCAAGACCAGCUUCAUCUUGCAGCUACAUACAUAGCACGCUUGAGAGAAAGGGUAGAGAAACUAAAGAAGACGAAAGAAGAAGCGAUGAAGUCGGUCGAACCAAACGGUAGCAUAAUGGAGGCGGCGGCUGCUCCGGUCGGUUUAAGUUCGCCCGUGGUUGAACUAAGGGAUUUGGGUUCCAGCAUUGAAUUGGUUUUGAUAACCGGAUUGAAUAGAAACUUCAUGCUAUAUCAAGUUAUCAGCAUUCUUGAACAAGAAGGGGCUGAAGUAGUAAGUGCAAGCUUUUCCACUUUAGGUGGCAAGAUUUUUCAUUCUAUUCAUGCUCAGGCUAAACUUUCUAGAGUUGGUGUAGAGACAACAAGGGCCAGUCAGAGACUGCAAGAACUGAUUAGAUAUCACUGA
Molecule: messenger RNA, 566 nt
Organism: Hibiscus syriacus
Lineage: Eukaryota; Viridiplantae; Streptophyta; Magnoliopsida; Malvales; Malvaceae
Product: transcription factor bHLH162-like
Exons: 3
Coding region: 12-566 (184 amino acids)
Biological process (GO): regulation of transcription by RNA polymerase II
Cellular component (GO): RNA polymerase II transcription regulator complex
Molecular function (GO): DNA-binding transcription factor activity, RNA polymerase II-specific; protein dimerization activity; RNA polymerase II transcription regulatory region sequence-specific DNA binding
Source: RefSeq, a predicted model, not a curated record